This is a messenger RNA of Symbiodinium sp. CCMP2592, 2328 nucleotides long. The record is from the annotation of a GenBank genome assembly. NCBI's taxonomy places the organism in Eukaryota, Dinophyceae, Suessiales, Symbiodiniaceae.
AUGGAACUCAUCGAUCAAAUCAUAGUUCCCUGCUGUCUGCUUGGGCUGGUGGCGGCCGUUGCGCAGUUCUUGGUCAUCAGGCGCAUCAAGCUCACGCCGGAUGGGAAGGACAGCCUCAGCACAGGGCUCACAGCAGGUGGCAGUGAGCAGGCAGCGAAGUUGGUACCCGAGAUCUACGAAAAGAUCAUGACGGGCGCAAUUCAGUUCCUCAAGGUGGAGUAUGCCAUUUGUACCGCCUUCUGCGUCGUCUUCGCUUUCCUUAUUAGUGCUUUGGUUUCUUGGGGCACGAAGGACACGUUGCAGGGACACCUGACCGCGGGAGCCUUCCUCACAGGAGCCUUCACAUCGAUGCUUUGCGGCUUCCUUGGCAUGAUGGUCGCCACUUACUCCAAUGCGCGCACCACUCUUGCCUGUGCCUACAGCGGCUACACCCUUGGCUUCAACACCGCCUUUCGGGGUGGCAGCGUCAUGGGCUAUGCGCUCUGCUCCCUGGGAGUGCUGAUCCUGUGGAUGCUCUUGAGCUUCUACCGCACCAUCUAUCCGGAGGCUGAUGACUGGGAGAUCCUCUUCGACUGUGCAGCGGGUUAUGGCCUCGGCGGCAGCACCGUGGCCAUGUUCGGCCGCGUCGGUGGUGGCAUCUACACGAAGGCCGCAGAUGUUGGUGCGGACCUCGUCGGCAAAGUCGUGGCCGGCCUGGACGAGGACGAUCCCAACAACCCCGCCACCAUUGCGGACAACGUGGGCGACAACGUGGGUGACAUUGCCGGCAUGGGCGCAGACCUUUUCGGCUCCUUCGCCGAGAGCACUUGUGCAGCAUUGGUCAUCGCUGCAGCAGCCGUGGAAGGUUCGCACCACACGCUGGCAGAUGCUGGCUGGGAUGCCAUGCUCUUCCCCUUGGCUAUCUCCGCUGCUGGCAUUGUGAUCUGCAUCCUCUGCGGGUUUGUGGCUACCAACAUCUCCCCUGUCAAGGACGAGCCCGACAUCGAAUUCGUGCUGAAGGUACAGAUGGUGCUCACCGCUUUCUUGAUGCUUCCCGUAAUCUACUACCUCGCGGUGUUCUUGCUGCCGGCAGAGUUCCGCCUGGAGGGCGUGCGCUUGACCGAGGAUGGGCGUCAGGCAAAGAUCACCGGCAGCCCGUUCAAGUGCUUCAUUUGUGCCACCAUGGGAUGUGUCGGAGGUCUUAUCAUCGGCUUGGUCACGGAGUACUUCACCUCCCACAGCUAUGUUCCCACUCGUGAGCUGGCGAGUGCUUGCAAGUUCGGCACUGCUGUGAACAUCAUCCAGGGCUUGGCCUUGGGCUACAAGAGUUGCAUCGUUCCUGUCUUCGUGCUGUCCUCGGCCAUCUACGUGUCCUUUCAGCUCUGCGACCUCUACGGCAUUGCCUUGGCAGCUUUGGGCAUGCUCGCCACGCUCUCCUGUGGCCUCACCAUUGAUGGCUUCGGGCCUAUCUCGGACAACGCGGGUGGCAUCGCAGAGAUGGCACUUUUCGGUCCCGAGGUUCGCCGUCGCACGGACGCCUUGGAUGCCGCCGGCAACACCACCGCCGCCAUCGGCAAGGGCUUCGCCAUCGGCUCCGCCGCUUUGGUCUCUCUGGCCCUUUAUGGCGCCUUUGUUGUGCGGCUGCGUGUGAAGACUGGUGUCAACAUCCUGGAGCCAGUGACUUUUGCCUUCCUGAUCAUCGGCUGCAUGAUCCCCUACUGGUUUGCCGCCCUCACCAUGAAGUCCGUCGGCAAGGCCGCAGGUGAGAUGGUAGCCGAAGUGAAGAGGCAGUUCAGCGUCAAGGACAGCCAAGGCAAGACCUUGCUGGACGGAAGCACAGAGCUGAAGCCAGACUCGUUGACAUGCAUCCAAAUCUCCACCCAGGCUUCUUUGGUAGAGAUGGUCGCUCCGGCCUGCCUGGUGAUCCUCUCGCCACUCCUGGCUGGUACCUUCUUCGGCGUCCAGGCCGUCUUCGGCCUCCUCACAGGUUCUUUGGGCUCCUCCGUGCAGCUUGCGAUCUCCAUGUCCAACUCGGGCGGCGCUUGGGACAACUGCAACUGGGCUGGUUGGAAAGGCAAGAAGUUCAUCAAGAACGGCUUCUCCGAUGACCCGGAGCUGCGAUACACCAAGAACCCGAAGACAGCCGAGGAGAUCAAGGCUGCGCCAAAGGCCAAGGAGGCCCACGACGCUGCGGUGCAGGGCGACACCGUCGGCGACCCCUUCAAGGACACCUCGGGUCCUGCUUUGAACAUCGUGAUGAAGUUGCAGGCCAUCGUGUCCCUCGUCUUUGCCGCAUACUUCGCUGCCAUCAACCACGGCCAUGGCUUCUUCGGGCAAGCGGCCCUGUGA